This is a messenger RNA of Dipodomys ordii (Ord's kangaroo rat), 3313 nucleotides long. RefSeq names its product potassium channel, inwardly rectifying subfamily J, member 9 (gene Kcnj9). Gene Ontology annotation, cellular component: plasma membrane. Gene Ontology annotation, molecular function: G-protein activated inward rectifier potassium channel activity. The record is from RefSeq and is a predicted model, not a curated record. The transcript is spliced from 3 exons. Bases 211 to 1392 code for a protein of 393 amino acids. NCBI's taxonomy places the organism in Eukaryota, Metazoa, Chordata, Mammalia, Rodentia, Heteromyidae. Gene Ontology annotation, biological process: regulation of monoatomic ion transmembrane transport; potassium ion import across plasma membrane.
AGGAGAAACAGCAGUGCCUGCGGCUCCCACUCACCAAAGGGGGCCCGUGGGGGGGCGGUGUCAGGGGCAUGGGCACCACCCCCCAAGGGUCUCUGCUGCCGGCUACUCUCCUCUGCACACGCUCCCUCCCCGGCCCCCCGGCGCGACCCAGGUACCCGGCCUGGGGUGGCCGGCGGUGUCCCUGCCAGGCACGCGCACACCGCCGCCGCCAUGGCGCAGGAGAACGCGGCCUUCUCUCCGGGGCCCGAGGAGCCGCCGCGGCGCCGGGGCCGCCAGCGCUACGUGGAGAAGGACGGCCGGUGCAACGUGCAGCAGGGCAACGUGCGCGAGACGUACCGCUACCUGACGGACCUGUUCACCACGCUGGUGGACCUGCAGUGGCGCCUCAGCCUGCUCUUCUUCGUGCUGGCCUACGCGCUCACCUGGCUCUUCUUCGGCGCCAUCUGGUGGCUGAUCGCCUACGGCCGCGGCGACCUGGAGCACCUGGAGGACACCGCGUGGACCCCGUGCGUCAACAACCUCAACGGCUUCGUGGCCGCCUUCCUCUUCUCCAUCGAAACAGAGACCACCAUUGGCUACGGGCACCGCGUCAUCACCGACCAGUGUCCCGAGGGCAUCGUGCUGCUGCUGCUGCAGGCCAUCCUGGGCUCCAUGGUGAAUGCCUUCAUGGUGGGCUGCAUGUUCGUCAAGAUCUCGCAGCCCAACAAGCGCGCGGCCACGCUCGUCUUCUCCUCGCACGCCGUGGUGUCCUUGCGUGACGGGCGCCUCUGCCUCAUGUUCCGCGUGGGUGACCUGCGCUCCUCACACAUCGUGGAGGCCUCCAUCCGCGCCAAGCUCAUCCGCUCCCGCCAGACCCUCGAGGGCGAGUUCAUUCCGCUGCACCAGACCGACCUCAGCGUGGGCUUCGACACGGGCGACGAUCGCCUCUUCCUUGUCUCGCCGCUGGUCAUCAGCCACGAAAUCGACGCCGCCAGUCCCUUCUGGGAGGCAUCGCGCCGCGCCCUCGAGAGGGAUGACUUCGAGAUCGUUGUCAUCCUAGAGGGCAUGGUGGAAGCCACAGGAAUGACAUGCCAAGCUCGGAGCUCCUACCUGGUGGACGAGGUGCUGUGGGGCCACCGCUUCACAUCAGUGCUAACCCUGGAAGAUGGCUUCUAUGAGGUGGACUAUGCCAGCUUCCAUGAGACCUUUGAGGUGCCCACACCUUCAUGCAGCGCCCGGGAGCUGGCAGAGGCUGCAGCCCGUCUUGAUGCCCAUCUCUACUGGUCCAUCCCCAGCAGGCUGGAUGAGAAGGUGGAGGAGGAGGGGUCAGGGGAGGGGGCAGGUGGGGAUGCUGAGGCCGACAAGGAGCAGAAUGGCCGCCUGCCACCCCCAGAGAGUGAGUCCAAGGUGUGACCAGCUUCGUCCAGACUCUUGUGGCAAGUACAUGGGCAGCUGGACAGUGGAGGUGGAAGAGGAAGAGUCAGGCAAGGGAAUAUGUUCAAGUUGGAGAGGCCCUUUGAAUCUAAGGUCCAGUAGGGAAGGGAAGGGUCCUGAUUUCAGGAGAAUGGAGGAUGGGAAUAGAUGAACUUGCCAAUCCAUCUGACCUUCACACCUCUUAAGGGGUGAAAGGAUCCAUGAAAGGAUGGGUUUAUGGGGAUAGGAUGGAAAGGUGGGGCAGACAGAAACACUUGAUGGACAGGUGAAUGGACCAAUGGACAGUUUAGUGCACUCAAGUGCUGCCACUACCCAUAGCACACCUCUGUGCAAAUUCUAAAUUGGCAUCUGACAUCCUUUCCCCACAACUCCAAACCAGGGUGCAUGGCUUGGCGAACAGUGUGAGGGUUUGAUUGCAGUCCCUGCCUACCUCCUCAGCUAGGCUACCUGCGUGUGGCACACCUGUCUCCCUGGACACAGUGGCCCAAGAAGGGAGAGAGCAGGUGAGGUGAAGGUGAGUACAGAGCUCCUUCCUCCCACCGACAGCUAAGCAGGGAGAUAAAGGGUUCAGGAGAGCUCAGCACAGUGCCCAUGGCCUUUGUCCUCCCUGCAUAGGGAAGCAGACAGUGGGGACAGAUGCUGGACUGGGCCCCUGGAACAGGGCCUGGAAAGGAGACCCAGAGAUGGCUGUUUUGUGACAGCAAAGAGAAAGGCUCAUGAAGCAGAAGAAAGGCCAGGGGAGCACUCUACAAAGCAAGUUCAGGGGAGUAAAGGCGCUGAGAAAAAGGUUGUCUUUAGGGCAAGGGUUGGGAGUUAACAGAACCAUUGAUUGGGUGCCAGGUACAGUACGCAUCCCACGAGCUGGUCCCAUCACCUCAACACAGUGCACUAGGGAAGAACAGGAUCGCUGACAACAAAAUGUAGCUGGCACAGUUCACACUAAGAACCCAUGCAAUCUGGGAUGGGGGUGAAGCAGCUAGUAAGGAUUGAGUAAGGCAGAGGGAACGGUGAGAGCCAGAAGUUGGAAAACGUCAGCAUCACCUGGAGGGCUUGUUAAAAACCAAGUGCUGGGCCCCACUCCCAGGUUUCUGACUCAAUAGGUAUGGGAUACAAACAAAAACUUGACAUGACUAACAAGUUUCUAGGUCAUGCUGAUACUGCUGGGCGAGGACCACACUCUGACGGAGUGUAGAGACUGAGACAUAUUUGGAGAGAAGAUGGAGAUCCUCAGAGAGCAGAGAGAAAUGUGAAAGGAGAAUAGAGAAUGUAUGGGACAGGCGACAUGAGUCUAGGCCGAAGAGUUUUAAUUGUGGGUCUAAGAAACUCAGCUGUCAGUGGAAAUCAGCCAGUUGCAAGGUGGUGUGAAGGAAGAUGAGUGGGCAAGGAAAGUUGAGAUAGUUUGGUCUUUGGGGUGAUUCCUGAGGAGCCAAUGGGGAGCUAGAGUGGUAAAGGCUUGAAUAGCAAAGGAUCAGAUCUCUUGUAAGAUGUGAAGAGGCAGAACCCACUAUGAGAGAAAAAGGGAAUCAGAUUACAAGGGUGUCUCUAUUGGGUUAGGGGCCCCAGGAGAAGCAUUUUCUCACCCCACCUGCACCCUGUGCUGGCCUUGUCCCAGUCAGGAUGAGAGCUAUACCCUCAAGGGUCCCAAGACUGGCCUCCUGAAGCAAAGCGCAGCCCAGGUAGAAAGCUCCUGCUUUCUGACAGGGUCAACCACAGUGACAGCACUGGCCUAGCAAGGCUCUGGCUCCUGAGUACAAGUUUGAGCCCUCUGGAGGUAGGCAGGGACCAAGGCCUCUCACCCCCAGCCUAUGGGGCGCUGUACCUCCUGGAAGCAGGAAAAGUCAUCACAGAGGAAGCCCACCCUAGUUUGCAUUGAGAGAGGAUCCAAGCCUCAGUCCCCUCA